Molecule: messenger RNA, 1050 nt
Organism: Cinclus cinclus
Lineage: Eukaryota; Metazoa; Chordata; Aves; Passeriformes; Cinclidae
Gene: MPV17
Product: mitochondrial inner membrane protein MPV17
Exons: 7
Coding region: 26-559 (177 amino acids)
Cellular component (GO): membrane; cytoplasm
Source: RefSeq, a predicted model, not a curated record
UCACCGCGCCGCGACUCGCGGGGCCAUGGCAGCGCUGUGGAGGGGCUGCGGGCGGCUGCUGGCGCGGCGGCCCGGGGCGGCGCAGGCGCUCACAGCCGGGGCCCUCAUGGGAGCUGGGGAUGUGAUUGCACAGCAGCUGGUGGAGCAGCGGGGGCUGCAUGGGCACCACUGCCCCCGCACCCUGAAAAUGAUGGCCAUUGGCUUUUGCUUUGUGGGCCCUGUUGUGGGCAGCUGGUACAGGAUCCUGGAUUGGCUCAUCCCAGGGAAUACAAAAGUUGUGGUUGUGAAGAAAGUGAUCCUGGACCAGGGGGGUUUCGCGCCCUGCUUCCUCGGCUGCUUCCUGGCUGUCACAGGGGCCGUGAACGGGCUGUCGGUGCAGGAUAUCUGGUCCAAGAUCCAGCAGGACUACAUGGAUGCCCUGGUGACCAAUUACUGUAUCUGGCCACCCGUGCAAAUUGCGAACUUCUACUUUGUGCCCCUGCAGCACAGGCUGGCUGUUGUGCAGUGUGUUGCCAUCGUCUGGAACUGCUACCUGUCCUGGAAAGCGAAUCGGAUGUGAGGCAGGAGCCGUGUCCCUUCCCUGUCCCCAGCCUGUGCUCUGCCUGACCCCUCAGAGUGGGCAUGCAUGGCCGUGGACAGGCUGGGACAUGCAGGGUCCUGGCAGCAGCCAUCCCACUCUUUUCUCAGGGGAACAAUAUCCCCUGUGGCUGCAGCCCCCACUGCCCCAGGGAGAAGAUGGUGCCAAGACAGGCCUGGAUCUGCUCUAGCCAUGCUGUGCAGCAGCUCUGCCUACGAUGCACUUCUCCAUCUGUGCUCAACCACUCCCGAGCCCUUGCCUGCCUCAAGUGUCACUGACCUCCCCCAUGGCACAUCCUGAGGGAAAAGAGGAGUGGAAAUGGAGCAGGGCUGGCUCUGGGCUGGCUGUGCCAUGGGCAGAGAACUGGGGUCACUGCAGGCUGGGGAUGCUCCCGUGAAUAUGGAGUUUGCUGUGGCUCUGCUGUGAGCAGUUGGGGCAUCAAUAAAUUAUGAUCUUCACUUGUGAUUCCCAUG